Messenger RNA from Arachis stenosperma, 1428 nucleotides. RefSeq lists its product as uncharacterized. The record is from RefSeq and is a predicted model, not a curated record. Bases 1 to 1428 code for a protein of 475 amino acids. The transcript has 4 exons. Lineage: Eukaryota; Viridiplantae; Streptophyta; Magnoliopsida; Fabales; Fabaceae.
AUGGAGUCAUUCAAGAAGGCCCUAAAAGAUUAUUUUGUGCACGAGGGUAAAGAUGUUUUAUACAUUAAGAAUGAGAAGCUGAAGGUGAGAGCAGCCUGUACAGGUGAAAAAUGUCCUUGGCUAAUUUUUACAAGCUGGAACAGUUCAAAAGAUUACUUUCAGAUCAAAACUCUUUACAAAGAACACAACUGUGGAAGGGAUUUUGGUAGCAACUUGGCUGACAGAGCAUGGGUCAUUGAUAAGUUAGUUAAGAAGCUCUUUACAGAGCCUGACCUGAAGAUAGGUGCAGCCAGGGAUCAUAUCAUAGAUGAAUACAAUGUGAAAGUGAAUCUUAGAAUGGUAGCUAGAGCAUUGAAAGUUGCGAGAGAGGUUGUCAUUGGGAGUGAAAAGGCACAGUAUGGAAAGACACGGGAUUACCUGAUGAAAUUGCACAGAAGUAACCCAGGAUCAACUGCCUUGAUGGAAGUAAUUCCCCAACCUGAAUCCCUGCCACUAUUCGAUAGAUUAUACAUUAGUUUGGAUGCUUGCAAGAAAGGGUUUAAGGAGGGAUGUAGGCCACUAAUAGGGUUGGAUGGCUGCUUCUUGAAGGGUCGUUAUGGUGGCCAGCUUCUAAGUGCGGUGGGCCAAGACACAAAUAACCACUUCUAUGUCAUUGCAUAUGCAGUGGUCCCGAAUGAAUGCAAGGAGACAUGGAAGUGGUUUUUAACUUUACUGAAAGAAGACUUGAGUGAAGUUCCACAACAUUGCAGGAACUUUAUUUCCGACCAACAAAAAGGUUUGGAGCUGGCAAUGAAUGAAGUUAAUCCUACUGUCCAUCACCGAAAUUGUGUUCUUCAUAUUUGGAAGAACUUUAUAAAACAUUUCAAAGAUGAACAAACAAAGCAGAUGGUAUGGGAGUGCUCUUGCUGUACAACAAUUCAAGAAUUCAGAAGUUCAAUGGAGAAAUUAAAGAAUCUAAAUGAGGGAGCCUGGGAGUAUCUACAUAGGAAGAAGCCAAUUCUGUCAAUGUGUGAAGACUUGAGGUGUUACAUCAUGAGAAAAAAAACUAUGCACAAGAAGAGACUAGAGCACCACACUGGUAUCUUGGCCCCUGUGCAGCAGAAGAAGCUUGAUCAGUUUAUCAAGCCCAAGAGCAUGCCUUGCAGACAUGUGGUUGCAGCCAUGGCUAAGAUGGGGUUGAAGCCAGAGGACUUUGUGCAUAAAUGGCUCACUAUGGAUGCUAUCAGAUCAGCCUAUUCUGUCUGUAUUAAUCCAGUUAACAGUGAAGAAUACUGGAACCCAACUGAUUCACCACAGCCACUACCUCCCCCAAUUAAGAAACCUACACAUCGUCCAAAGAUGAAGAGAAAAGUCAAUUUUGUGGAGACAGAGAUGAAUUCCCACAAAGCCAAAAAUUCAUUCAAAGUGACUUGUAACAGGUGUGGCUAA